AUGCCCAGCGUCCCCAUGCCGCGCCCAGCGAGCACGCUGCCGGGAAAAUUUUCAGGCGACGGCGUGCGCGGAGGGGAGGGCAGGGCGGUGGAUGACGCGCUCUGGACCAAGCCCAUCGUAGACCUGAGCAAGCUCAAGAACUCGUCGCUGCGGCGGUACGUGAAGCUGUACCACGUGCGCGGCGUGUGGCUGUGCAGCGGAAAGGACGAACUGUGCCGGGUGGUGACGGCGCACUUCGCGCAGAUGCCGGUGGACGAGAGGUCGGUGAUCCUGAGGCUGAGGGAGAGGCUCAGGGCCAACAGGAAGCGGCCGGGCAAGCAGUAG
This is a messenger RNA of Ostreobium quekettii, 324 nucleotides long. The record is from the annotation of a GenBank genome assembly. NCBI's taxonomy places the organism in Eukaryota, Viridiplantae, Chlorophyta, Ulvophyceae, Bryopsidales, Ostreobiaceae.